Cooperia oncophora is the source of this 249-nucleotide messenger RNA. The record is from the annotation of a GenBank genome assembly. NCBI's taxonomy places the organism in Eukaryota, Metazoa, Nematoda, Chromadorea, Rhabditida, Trichostrongylidae.
AUGGUGAUUGUUUUUAUUCACAUGUAUGGCUCGCUCGAGCAUGCAGUAGAUGUAGGCGAAGAAUAUCCUGAACAUGGUGGACUAACUAUCUUGGGACCUGCUAGCGAUAUUUUCUUCGCUGUUUACGACAUCGUGCCAUUCGCGGCUUCGAUUAUCGCUUUCAUGGGAUUUUUGGAAAGCGUGAAGGAAGCUGACGUUCUGUUUCUUUUUCUUUUUUCAACUCCUCACGAUUUGGCAACCGAAUUUUAA